Messenger RNA from Psylliodes chrysocephalus, 520 nucleotides. The record is from the annotation of a GenBank genome assembly. Lineage: Eukaryota; Metazoa; Arthropoda; Insecta; Coleoptera; Chrysomelidae.
CGGAGCCCCUGCCCCUGGAGGUCAAUACGCACACUAUAAAGAGGAUCUGUAUCUCUACGGUCAGAGGGCGUUCAACAUGCCCCCUGAUAGGCACUAUCGGAUGCUGCACGUGGCAGGUGAAGAACAACCGCCCAUCGUUGUGCUGAGCGUCAUCGUCAUCGAGGCCGAAGGACUGGAGGCCAAGGAUGCAAACGGUUUCAGUGACCCGUACUGCAUGCUGGGCAUCCAACCGAUGGCCGCCCCGUCGUCUCCCCAACCAUUAACCCCCAACCGGACUCUGUCGGACGUUUGUGGCGGCAUGACCGGCGACGGGCCCUUGCAGGCCAAUCACAGCAUCUGUGCCGGCGGCGAGAAGCUGCGUAAGCACCACAGCUUCAAGCUGAGCUUCAAACGGAAGGACGGACGCGUCAGGGAGCAGAGAGACAGCAUCGGGGGGGCAUUGCCCGCCAAGUUUAUAAGAGCCACGUCCGUUAAGCCGCAUACGCUUAAUCCGAAAUGGAACGAGAAAUUUCGAUUGUAA